AUGGCGACAAAUCUGUCAAAUCUACAAAAUAAAUUCGCUGAUUUGCACGAAUGCAGAGGUGGCAAUGGCGGUCUCGAUGCCAAAGUGGCUGCAGAUAAAGCAAACAAUAUCGUUUGUGACAUUGGUCACCUCUGUCUGCAAGAUAUCACGGAUAAAGAGAUAGAUUAUAGUUGUUCACUGCUCUUUGAUAAGGAAACUGGCCUCCUAACAUUCCUGAGACAGGUGGCUCUAAAUGAUCAGUUCACCAACUGCAAAGCAUCAUCACUGGACUUCCUUCUCUCCUUCUUGAACAAAGUUGAGAAGAAGGUUUUGCCAUAUGCUGUGGAUUUGAAGGAUGUGUGUAUUUCCUUGUUCAGGGACAGGUUUGCCAAGGUCAAGAAUGGAACAUUCCCUGUCCUCAUCAAGCUGCUUGAGUUGACAACAGGAUCCGAAUUGGGUGAUGAACUAAAAGUGUCCAAAAUUAUAGACAAAUACUUCAUGGAAUUAACACAGGCAACCAAACACUCUGCCACCGUGAAGCAAGGUAUCUAUACAUUGCUGGGUGUGAUAUGUAAGGUGUAUCCAGAAUUAAUGGUCAACUAUUCAGAAAGAUUGCUGGGAGUCUACAUGAAAUCCCUAAAAGAGCAGAUGACAUCUCAGACCAAAAAGCCAGAACUUUCCAUUAUCGCUGGUUGUUUUGAUGGGCUCACCAGUUACCUUGUCAACUUCACACAGUCAGCGGAAGAAGGCUCCAAGUAUUCGUAUGACAUCUUCAACUACACCAGGAAAGCUAUCAAUCCUAAUAUCAACAUGACUCGCUACCAGAUGGUCAUCUCUGCUCUCAGUCUACUCAAAGAACACGGUCAACAGUUUGGAGAAUACCUGAUUGAAGAUUAUCAGUUGAUGUAUGAGCGGCUGUCCCACUGGGGUAACUACCAUAACAGGGAUGUGGCGAUAGUUGGCAGGUUGGCCCUGGAGACAUUCCUCAAACAGAUAGCUGACAUGUUGGUCUUAAAAGCAAAGAAGGGGACGGAAGACAGACAGAUAUUCCAGUACUUCAUCCAAAAAUUCUGUGGUGUGAUGAACAAUAAUUCAUCAGAUGCGAAACAGGUUUCCCUGGCGAUCAGAGGUUAUGGCUACUUUGCUGCGCCGUGCAAGAUUUUCAUGACUCCUGAAGAUGUCAAGUUCAUGUUCGCCGAGAUGAUCCAGAGAAGUGAGCAGUUGUUCUUCACUCAGAGCGAGGUGAUUGAUGAGAAGAUUCACAGUUUACCCAGCUUCGUUGAGGCACUCGCCAGCAUUGUCAAGGAAAUGGAGGAGGUCUCAGACACAUUCCUUGGCUCCAUGGAGAGACUGGUGGUCAUACUGAUAGAAAACUUCCACAAGUUCCAUCAGAAUACUAACUUCAUCUGCAUCAAAUCCAUCUUACGUGUCCUAAUGGCACUUGCACCAAAGGGGGCAACAUUCAGAAACUUCUUAUCGAAGAUAGUGUAUCAAGGUUUGAUCAGGACAUGUUCGCAUCAAGUUGUGGUUGAGAUAGAGCUACAGGAGUCUACGGGCCUGGUUGAUGACGAGUCGAGGGAAAGAAAGGUCACUUACAAGGAUUACAUUCCCUUGUGGGAGAGCCUGCUGGAUGUCCAACAACAGAAGUAUCUCCUCCAAAUGGGUAUGUCAGCAGACGAAAGGAAAGCUCUCCUGCGGGCUCUCUAUGAUGAAAUUGUCAGCUCUGUGUUGAGAAUCUUGGAGAAGUUAGAUCUGAGUUCAGCCAAAUCUGAGAGCCAAGAGGCUUCAACAAGUACCAACAGCAGAGCAGACGUGUCACCUGCCUCUGAUCCGGUCGUAGGACUCACUGCAGCUAAACCUAAAGAUUUCCAGAUUCUCAUCAACCUGGUGGACUUCUGUAGGGAUAUUCUGUGCGAGAAACACUACAAACUCUUUGAGAUAUGGAUGUAUACCUUCGGACACCAAGUCAUCCUCUUGUCCACCAAGUACCCACUUGUGAGUGGCUUCUACAAGCUACUGGCAACUUGUAUGAAGAUCUGUAACAAGUUGGUCUACUUCCAGGAGAUUGAGUUGUUUACAAAAAAAGAGAAUGCCAUGGAUACCGACUCAGCAGACGUCAAUGAGAAGGACACUCUUCAAGCAGAGAAAGACGUCUGCUUUGUUUUGUUUUCCAAAUUCACUAAAGAGGUCCUUGUUCGGAUGAAGCAAUACAAGGAUGACCUGCUGGCCUCCUGCUUGGUCUUUAUCCUAGCUCUGCCUCAAGAAAUCGUCACCAGUGAGAUCAAGUCGAUUGUGCCAGCUCUCAAGACCGCCUUCAAGAUUGGCUUGAGCUACCUUCCGUUGGCAUUGGCAGGUCUCGAGGCCCUUGAUCAGUGGUCCAAGAACCUCCCUCCAUCCCUGAUACAGCCAUAUUACAAGGAGAUACUGCCUUGCCUUGAUGCCUACCUCAAGACUACAACUGAUCAGGGGCCAGACAAUAGCAGUGCAGGGACGUUGACGAUUCCAUCGUCGGGCAGGUCAAGCAAGAGCAGGAAAAUACCUGUCAAGCUGCUGAAGAGCACACAGAAAAAGGCAGCAGCAUCAAAGAACUUUGAUACCCAACUGGCUACAACCAAACAGAGGAUAGUCAAACUUCUUGGUGCCAUUGGAGGCAGUAAUAACCCUUGGUUAGUUACCACGACUGCUGCUGACAUCGCUAGGUUAGCUGUUGCCUGGGAUACAGAGAAACACCUCAAGUUUGACAUGCCCUUUAUGGAUAUAAAGCCCACCAUCUACUUUGACCCGUUUCUACCAAGAAUCGUUGAACUUGCCACCACAUCCAGUGACCGUCAAGCCAAAGUAGCAGCCAGUGAGCUUCUCCACUCGAUGGUGCUGUACAUGUUGGGGCGUAGUGCCCAGCAGCCCGGGGACACACAGGAGAAAUUCCCCAUGGAUAAACUCCACCGGAGAGUGUUCCCUGUUGUGCUGCAGUUGGCCUGCGAUGUGGAACAGGUCUCUCGUCAGCUCUUUGAGCCUCUCAUGAUGCAGCUCAUCCACUGGUUUACUGGCAACAAGAAGUUUGAGAGUGAGGACACAGUCGCACUGUUAGAUGUAAUACUGGACGGAGUGAUCCAUCCGACUGAUACCGCCCUCAGAGACUUCAGUGCCACAUGUAUAAAGGAAUUCCUGAGAUGGUCCAUCAAGCAGACGUCCAAGAAGAUUCAGGAGAAGAGCCCUCACAACGCCAAGUCUCUCCUGAAACGUCUCUACAGCUAUGCACUGCAUCCUAAUGCUUUCAAACGAAUCGGUGCAGCUCUCGCAUUCAAUCAGGUCUAUGCUGUAUUCAGGGAAGAGGAAGCACUGGUUGACAUGUUUACAUUUGAGAUUUUGGCCAAUUACGUGGACAGUUUGGCCAUUGCCCACCAAGACGAUAAGUCAUUAGGUUCCCAGGAGCAGUGCAAGAAAGUCCUUGAUCAUCUUGAGCGCAUCAUCCGAGUCAAAGCAGACGUGUUCAUGAAGGAAUCCAAAAACAGACGCAUUCCAAGGGAAUGGAAGAAGGCAACGCUAGAUAUUGCCGUCCGAUGGCUGAUGCGACAGUGUGGCCGACCACAGACAGAAUGUCGCCAUGCUUGCAUGGAGCUCGUCUCCAAAUUGGCUCCAUGCAUCAAAGGAAUCAAAAGUGGCCAACAUCUGUUCAAAGCCUUGCACAAGCAAGAUGGCGCCGCAUAUUUCCUCAUCAGGUUCGAAGGCGGAGGAUACAAGUUGAACCAGAAGUCUGGCCUUGCUCGUUAUCCGACCCUGAAUGACCUCGAGGGGGGUUUCUCCCUGAAAGCGACUCUUCAUUGGUUUGAUCUGCUCCUGGCUUCCCUGGAUUGUUACACCUGGAUAUUCGGGCAGGAUCUUCUGCUGCCGUCAGAGGUUCUCAGUGAUAAAGGUGCAAAGGUGACGUGUGUCUUCAAGUCGUUGGAGUUCUUCCUGACCAAGCUUGCACUGAGCGAUAUAGAAGCUGCGGUCAGAGAGUUCAACGUGAGGACGGAGCAGAGCAUCUUCACCCCGAAGGAGGUGGAUGAUUAUAACAAGGCCAAGUGUACCGUGAUUGUGCGAGUGAUGGAUUUCAUACUUGUCAUGUUGGGCAAGCAUCCACAGGACUGUCUCAAGGUGAUCCCUGCACAGAUGUGGAGUAAGCAGUUCUGGGAGCUUGUUUGUUGCUUGGUACUUGAACCGAGUAAAGUUGGCUUCAACAUGGGUGAUGUGGAGAUAAUGAUGAAACUGCCAGAUCAGGUGAUGCAGCUUCUGCAAGUAUAUAGCAGACGCCUUCCCCAGGACUUACUGAAUCGCUUCAAGAGUGAGCUGGAGUGUCGCAUCCAGGCUCCAGGCUCUGGCUGCGAUCUCUUCCGCCUCUUACCGAUCACUCUCUCAGAUGGCGCCACUGACUACAUGCGUCUGACACAGAUCGUCAGUGGCUACGACCAGCUCCAGAAAGCGGGAUUACUUCAGGGUGUAUUGCCCAAGAAGUUACAAGCUGGGAAGAGUAUUGGGAAAGAGAUCAUGAAUUCUGUCUUCAGGGAGAUGACCUCUGAGAAGGAUGGGCAGCAUGUCCUAGUGACCUUGACGCCCACUGCUAAGGAGCUUGCUCAGAGAAUGCUACAGCUUGCGUUUGUGGUUGGAAUACAGCCAAGUGAUUUGCUCACCUUACUGACGGAGUCAACAGUUGUGGUCGGGUCAGAAGGCCGUGGGUCUGCACGUUAUGGUUUAGUUUUCUAUACAGAAUUCAAAGUGCCAAACAACCAGUACAUCAUUGAAACAUCAAGUGAUUUCAUUGCAAGUUUGAUGAAGAAAGUACCGUUUGAGCCGAUGAUGGUAUCUAGUAUUCUCCAGAGCGUCUUUGAUCAGAUCAGCAGGGAUAGGAACCUCAGAAAGAAUGAGGGUGUACUGGCAGCCUCUGCCCUUCUGAAACAGUGGGACCUCUUCACUCCAUGGUGGAAGAAUACCAAGAAGAAUGACCUCAAGACAGCCAUCCUAGCCAUAUUCAACAAAGUGCUCUUGGUGGAUUCAAAGGUCACCACGGAUGUGAAACACGAAGCUUUUCAAGAAGUCUUCACCAUGUACUGCCAUUUAUUGACGGAUUCUUAUACCAACCUAACGUUCAAGAGUCAAGUGCUGAAUCUGUUGUUCUUCUAUACGAACCUACCAGAGAAGCAAACAGCUGAACUGAAAUCAAGCCUAGACAGACUGGUUGCAGACAACUUUCCUCUGAAGAGCACAGAGUUUCCAGAAGGUUCUCCGCAGUAUAACGAAUAUGUAGCAGCACUUGGAAAGAUUCUGAACGCUUUGGAAUUGUCAGGAAGUCUGAUGCUGUUGGAGUUGUUGAUAAGUAUCAUGUGUCGUGACGCCAAACAUGUGUUUGAGGACGAGCUGCAGAACUCAUUGACUGUCUUCAUCAAGAGGCUGGCUACAGACAAGCAGAAACCAGCCCUUGAUGUGGCCUACAAAGUCUAUAUGAAGGAGGAGAGUUAUCCUAAUGAUAUCAGACAAGCUGCUCUUGAGAGGGUUUGCCUGCCGAUGUUACGGUUUGUUCACACAGCAGCGGUCAGGGAGUUCUUCAUGGAUCACAUCAGAGAGAUACUUGGCGUCCUGGAGGCGAAGCAGAGUAAACCCUCCGAGAGUGCAUUUGAGACGCAGCUCGUCACCAAGAUUUGCUGUUUCCAGCUGGCCGAGGUCCUCUUCUCUCAACUAUCAAAAGAGGAAACCAAUUCCAAGAACUCCGCCAUCAAUCAGAGAUACUGUGGGAAUAACCCAAAUGCUGCUGGCAAUGAGUUGACAGUCGCAAUAACCAAGGCGGCACAUGUUGCCAAGAAGGAGGACAUGCGUGGUGAGACUCGACACCUUGAGCUGAGGCGACGGUUCCACUGUGCUGCUUACAAUACUAUGAUAGCUGUGGUGUCCUGCACGAAGGAUGAGUCAAAAUUCUAUGAUGGAUUCCUCUUCAGUGAUAACCCCAAAAAGGGAGAGUUCCUUCUUGAUAACAUGAUUGACAAGGACAGAAAAUAUACGUUUGAGAGAGAACUCGAGAGUCCGAUCACCAGAAAGAAGACCUUUGUCUCUAUCCGUAAAGAUGUACGCGAGAGCCGCCAUGAUGGAUCAGAGGAUGAGUCCUAUAUGGCCUCCUCCUCGGUACACUACCUGGCCUCUCAGUACCUCGCGGACAGCAGUCUCAGCGAUGAGGUCAGCCAGUUUGAUAGACUCUCUAGUGCUCAGACAUAUACUGGCACGUUUGAAAAGGACUUGGAGAGAAGAAUGAAGUCAAAAGAGGCAGACACCAGCUCUGAAGAUCAGGAAUCUGCCACUGUUGUGAAGGGUGAUUAUGUUGAAAUGGACAUGGAUGACUUAAACCAGCAUGAAUGCAUGGCGACCCUCACAGCCCUCUUGCAGCAUAUGCAGAGAAACAACAUUACACCUGCCGUGGAGAAGGGUACCGUUCCACGAGAUAUGCCAAACUGGAUGAGUUACCUGCAUAGGAGGUUCAGCGACCCUAACAGCUAUACCAACAUCCGUCUGUUCAUUGCUCGACUCAUCAUCAAUGCACAGGAGGUGUUCCGUCCGUACACCAAGUUCUGGCUGAGCCCCCUCGUCCAGUUCAUCAUCACAGAGAACAGUGGCACCGGCCUCAAUUAUAUGUUGGUGGACAUCGUGGUGACGAUGCUGUCUUGGGGAACAGUCGCUAUUCCUCAGGAUACUGUUGGGGAUCGAGCAAUGGCCAGUUCUCUGGUUGAGUUCCUGAUGAAGAACUGUCACCAUGAGACGAGAGGGAUACUGAGGAACAAUCUGGAGAUGCUGAAGACACUUGUUGAAUGUUGGCGCGACAGGGUGGAUAUUCCCGUAAAGAUUAUCUAUGACCACUUGAACAAACCCGACCCAAAGGACUCGAGUAGUGCUACAGGGAUCCAGCUACUGGGUGUCGUGGUGGCCAACAAGCUCCCUCCCUACAGGGAAACCAUGACAGUGGAUAAGGAGAGGUAUUACUUUGUCCUGGCUAACAACCUGAUGAAGAACUCAAAGACAGUUCACACAGCGGCAGCCGAGGUCCUUGGCAUGGUGCUGAAGUACCUCUCGGAGAAAGACCCUGAUGUCCAGGCAGGCUAUCACGAUCACAUCCACAAGAUCCUCUCCACACUGCAGCAGGGCAAGCCGGACCAGUUCAUCAACUGUGUCCACAGGAUACAGCUCCAUUAUCCUCCGAUGGCAGACCGAUUCACCACCAAGUUACUGUUCAUGCUGCCCAGUCUCCACGGUGAAUUCAAAACGUUGUGCUUGGAGAUUAUUCUGUCUAGAAUUGACAACAUUGAGGACAUCUUCCUCGAGCUAAAGAACAAGGGGCUGCUUGACCUGCUGAAUCACAGAGAUGAAGCCACGCAGCAUGUAACUCUGAAGAUUGUCCACAGUAUGUUGAAGAGACUUAGCCCAAAGGACCUGCUCUACCUGCUGCCCUCUGUGGUCGAAUUCACUGACAACCCAAGUCAGGUGUGCAGGGGCACAAUGUACGAGAUACUCAUGUGGAUAUAUGACAAUUAUAGGGAAGAGGAGAGUGAUGAAGGCCAUCAGAUCAUGACGCAGACCAAGGACACACUACUCAAGGGGCUCUCAGAUGAUGAGAUCAGAAACAGGCUCACCAUUCAAAAUUUCUGGAGUCAUGAGACGAGGCUGCCUACUGGGACGUUAGAUCGUAUGGUAGCGAUGUUGGAGGCGAUGUACUCCCCUGCCACCGAGAAUCAAUACCUGAGUUACGCCACCAACCUCUUGCUGGAGAUGACAUCAAAAAGUCCAGAUUACAACAGGGAAAUAUUUGAACAUCCGUUAUCGGAAUGUAAAUUCUCGGACUACAGUGUGAGUGCCUCAUGGAGACAGAGACAUGCAGGGAUGACUCCGCUCUUUGUUGAAACCUUUGCCAGCCAGGGGGCGACACAAGGUUCAAGUCUCGACGAGUCUAUGGCCGGAGUGAGGGCCACGCAGGAUGUCCAACAGUUCACUCAGACACAGCAAGAAGGAGCCUCUAAGAACCCCUACAACUGGUUGACCCAGUCCAGCUUGGACACCUUCACCAACAUCAGCAUGAGCCUUUCCAUGGCCGACUCACAGCAGUCAUCAUCGUUGCUGUUCAAUGUUGGGAAAGCACCUGCAAGGCCGAGAAGACAGAAGCGCCCUCUGCCUGCAGGAUUUGGCAAAGAGAAGCUCGGUGGUGGAGCAGCUCCAGCAGCUGUGGAAGAGUCGGAGCAGGAUAUUGAACUCAAGCGACUCAAGAGACGUUUUGUGAAGGAUCAGACGUCAACCAGUCAUUACUACGCGAGGAAGAAUCUCGCCUUGAAGAAAAAGCGAGAGGAAAACUUGAAAGAGCAAAGAUCCAAGAGGGAGUUCCAGGUGACCAUGUACAGGAAGUACAGGAUAGGAGACUUACCUGACAUCCAGAUCAAGUACUCCUAUAUCAUCGCUCCCCUGCAGGCACUGGCACAGCGUGACAGCACAUUGGCUAAGAUGCUCUUCAGCGCCAUCUUCAGGGGUAUCUUCUUAAAGGUGGAUGACAUCAAGACCGAACGAGAAGUCAUCGAAACAACGCAGAAGAUCAACCAGUGUCUGAAUGACAUGCUCUCAAACUCGUCCAGAUAUUACCCACAGUUCAUCGCUUGUAUCCAGGACAUUGCCUUCCACCUUCCAAAGAAGUUAAAGCUGGAAGCCACCACAGUCAACACCUGUUGUGUGACGAGCCUUCAGCAGCCGCUUGGGAUAGUCUUACUAGAGGAGCAGCUUCUGCAGCAGGUCGAAGCCGCUGAACCACCGUCCAAGAAGCGACGUGGAGGCACGGCACUGACCAGUGGUGCUGCAGUGUCUCAGGAGACAGGCACAUGGAUUGAACUGGCAAGGGUUUACAAAUCUCUUGGCGACUAUGAUGUCCUUCGAGGAAUCUUCAGCGGAAUGAUCAACACCAAACAGGUUACCCAUGAUGCAUUAGAAGCGGAGGCCAGGGGUGACUUCUCAACCGCUGUCAAGCUUUACAAUGAUGCUAUUUCAGAAACCGACUGGCGUGAUGGCAGACCUCAGGAAGUCGAAGUAGACCUCUGGGAUGACUGUAGGCUAAAGUGUUUCGACCAGCUCACCCAGUGGAGUAACCUUGAGGAGUUCACAGUGACUUGUGUUGAUGAUAGUGACAACCCCAAGCUGGAGAAAGUCUGGGACGAUACUUAUUAUCAGGAGCACUAUUUGCCGUUCAUCAUCCGUAGCAAGCUGAAGCUGCUGGUGGAGGGUGAUGAACACCAGCAGGACCUGUUCACGUUCAUUGACCAGUCCAUGAAAGCACCCGAGAGGAAGGCUCUCCUGGAGACGAGGUUCUGUGAGGAGCUGGCGCUCAUGUACCUCUGGCAAGAGCAAUACGACAGGGCGAGAUAUUACACCAACAAUGCGCUCCAACUAUUCCUGCAGGACUGGUCAAGUAUCGAUACUCUGAUGCUCUCCUCCAGGGUGGCUAAGCUUCAGGGAUUGCAGAAGCUGACUGAGUUACAAGAGUUUCUCGAGUUCAUGAGAUAUGAUAGUAACUUCCAGAAUAGCCAUCUCUCUGUGAGCCUGGUCGACAAGUGGCUGGAUCAUAAACCGGACUUGUUGAUGGACCCCUCCAAUAUCUGGGAUGAUAUUACCACCAAUAGGUGUGUGUUCAUCGACCACCUUGACAAGAAGCUCGAGAAACAGGGGAUCCAUGAAGAGACACACAGCGCCUUCGAGAUGAAGAAGGUUCUGUUGAGGCUGAGUCAGGCUGGCAGCGCGAGAGAACAGAACAACUUCCCAUUGGCGCUCAAGCUCUUGAAAACAACGCAUAGGAAUGCUAAAGCAACUAAUGACGAGUCUUUGCUGAUUCAAUGGACCCAUUGUUACUCCCUCACACAUCAACAGAAGGUUCACAUGGUCGGCAGCAGCCUACCAUUGCCAAAGAAACUGGAGAGUUUGUUGAGCUCAAUGGACCAGCUACAGAAGCUUAGCAGCAGUGAUGUGUUCAAGUGUGACAGUCUAUUAGGCAGACAACAGGACAUCCUUCAGGGGAAGACACUCGAUAUGGUAGCCCUGGAGAUCUUGGAGAAUCUUGGCUCGGGUGAUACGCUGCCUGAUGAAACCCUUGACAAGAUAGCUAGCCUAACUGGUUGCCAACACAACAUGGAUCAGGUUGUGAGUGGACUUGUUGAGAAGGGUUACAGUUAUAUGCAAAAUGCUACCAAGUCCGCCUUGAAGGAGGAGGGCGAGACCAGUGAGGCCAUGAUACUCGACGUGGACGGAAUCAUUGCAGCCCAUAUGACCAUGGUUAGAUAUUGCGAUCAGUACUUACGCAGGAAUGAAGAAGCUGAUUCCCAAGAGGUAGACUGCCCGUCUCUUAAGCGGUUCCCUGAGACUGUCAUCACAUCACUGCUGGCCGCCAUGAAGCACAACUCAAAGGAAGCAAGACAGAAGUUUGCCCGGUUACUUCAGAUUGUUGAGUCAUUCCCCGACACAAUGGAUACAUUCAUUGAGAAGACGAAGGAGAUCCCGUGCUGGAUGUUCAUCUCGUGGAUCAGUCAGAUGGUGUCCUACUUGGACAAGACAGGAGCCAGGGCCGUCCAGGAUAUCUUGACAAGAAUCUCGGAGGAAUACCCUCAGGCCCUGAUCUACCCGUUCAAGAUCAGCAGUGAGUCAUUCCAGUUCAGUGGCACAGCCGAGGGGAAGCGGAACAAGGCAGCAGUGGACAGAUUGGAGGCCACUCUUUCCCAAGUUCCUCUUGUCAACACCCUGAUCGCAGCCCUGGAGCAGUUCGGUCAGCCCAAUGCAUUGUUUGGGGAUUGGAUAGAUGAUAUGAAGAAAAUAUUGGAGGGCAAGAGUCGCGACAGGACCAAGAUCAUGCAGUGCUUCAGGGGGAUUUAUGCUGAGUUGAUGGACCAUCGAGGCAGCGUGAGCCAGGACACGAGCCAGUCUCUGUAUGAUGGCACGGGGGCACCGACUCAGAUAGGCAUGGGGCCAUACAGAAAGAGGUUUGCCCAAGCCUUUGCUAAAGAAGUCGACACUCUUUUUGGAAAUGAUGGUGCCAAGAUUGUUCCCAUGACUCUCGGGGAUUUUGUCAAAAAAGCGAGCAGCCUUCGAGAAAAGAUGACGGGCGAGGCCGGUAAGAAGCUCUCGCCUCCCCGCACCCUGAAGGAAUACUCUCCCUGGAUGCAUGAGUUCAAGGCAGCUAACUAUGAGAAGGAGUUAGAGAUUCCUGGUCAAUAUACCGGCACGUCAAAACCACUGCCGGAGUAUCACACCAAGAUAUCAGGCUUUGAUGAAAGGGUUUUGGUUCUGUCCUCCCUGCGUAAACCCAAGCGAAUCAUCAUCCGGGGGAAUGAUGAGAAAGACCACAUGUUCCUGGUGAAGGGUGGUGAGGACCUGAGGCAGGACCAGAGGAUCGAACAGCUGUUUGUCAUCAUGAAUGAGGUGUUCCAGCAGGAUCCAGCAUGCAGGCAGAGGAAGCUGACACUGCGCACUUAUCAGGUCAUACCUAUGACUCCAAGGGUUGGUCUGAUUGAGUGGAUGCGUCACACACAACCUCUGAAGGAAUUCAUGGCUGCUGCGAUGACAAAACAAGAAUCAACCUUUGCAGAAUCUGACAAGGGAGCCAAGGCGCUCCACUUCAGCUGGGUCGACAAGUUUGCUGCCAAGAAGAAUGAUCGCCAUGCCACUAACUAUGCUCCGAUGUACAGUAAGGCUUCCAAGGCAGAGACUGUGAAGGCGUUCAGGGACAGGGAGGGGAAAGUACCAUGGGAUCUAUUGAGGCGUGCCUUUUUGCGAAUGAGUUCAUCACCCGAGGCGUUCUUCACAUUAAGAUCUCACUUCAUCUCCUCGCACGCACUCAUAUGUACAGCCCAGUACAUCCUGGGCAUUGGUGACAGACAUCUGUCCAACUUCAUGAUUGAUUUGGAAACAGGGGGAAUGGUUGGCAUUGACUUUGGUCAUGCAUUCGGAUCAGCUACCCAGUUCCUGCCUGUUCCUGAGCUGAUGCCAUUCCGUAUGACUCGGCAGAUUGUCAACCUCAUGAUGCCCAUGAAAGAGAAAGGAAUGUUCGAGUUCACGAUGGUGCAUGGGCUGCGCGCGUUGAGGAAGGAUUAUGAUCUGCUACUGAACGUCAUGGAUGUCUUCAUCAAGGAUGUUUCUCUCGACUGGAUUCAAAAUGCAGAAAAACAGAAGAAAGAAAAGCAGGAAGCUGAAGAUGCUGACAUCGACAAUGCGUGGUAUCCGAAACAGAAGGUAUCCUAUGUUAAGAGGAAACUACAGGGUGCUAAUUCUUGCCAUAUUACAAGAGACGAGCUGAAGCUGGGACAUUCCAAGAAGAGCUCAUACAAGGCGUAUGUGAGUGUGUGUAUGGGUGACGGUGAUAACGUCCGUCACCGACAUCCUGGAGCGGGGCUGAGCGUGGAGGAUCAAGUCACAUGUCUGAUUGAUCAGGCAACGGAUCCAAAUAUUCUCGGUCGGACGUGGAUUGGAUGGGAAUCAUGGAUGUGAAAGGACUGUGAUGUUACCUGAAGCUAUUGAGUGUUUUCACAUAGCAAUGAACAAAUACCAACAUCACAGAGUUGACAGUUUCUACGUGGUCUUACAAGUUAGCCACAUGAACUGUGUGGGGGGGGGGGUUAGGUGCUAUUAUAUUAUCAUGGCUAUAGUUACCUGUACGUCACUGAUAGUUACAUUUGUUUAAAAUUAGUAAUCUGUAAUUUGUUAAGAAUUAGUAAUGAUUAGGCUAUCAUGUAAUCACAUGUGCACUUCUAUCAAAGAUAUUAUGUGGAAAAAAAGUUUGUUGGAAGGAGUGUCGGAGUCUUCUGUGUCCUGUUACAUGGCUUGGUGGACUAACGAUCCAUGAUCAUAAAGAUCUGAAUCAACACCAGUCAAUCGCCCUGUCUCCUCUGAUUCCAAAGCACAUUUUCAAUCAUCCUGUUUAUGCAUACCUCAAAGGUAAGACUGCCAUCACUUUCACAACAGACGGUCAUGUAUGUAGGCUUACGUAGAUUCCCAAUAAUUUAGCUGGGUC
This is a messenger RNA of Lineus longissimus, 13024 nucleotides long. Its product is annotated as DNA-dependent protein kinase catalytic subunit-like. The transcript has 83 exons. Gene Ontology annotation, biological process: telomere maintenance; protein phosphorylation; double-strand break repair via nonhomologous end joining. Bases 1 to 12501 code for a protein of 4166 amino acids. Gene Ontology annotation, cellular component: nucleus. Gene Ontology annotation, molecular function: protein binding; DNA-dependent protein kinase activity. The record is from RefSeq and is a predicted model, not a curated record. NCBI's taxonomy places the organism in Eukaryota, Metazoa, Nemertea, Pilidiophora, Heteronemertea, Lineidae.